Messenger RNA from Alternaria alternata, 1820 nucleotides. RefSeq names its product Zip-domain-containing protein. Lineage: Eukaryota; Fungi; Ascomycota; Dothideomycetes; Pleosporales; Pleosporaceae. Bases 185 to 1627 code for a protein of 480 amino acids. Gene Ontology annotation, cellular component: plasma membrane. Gene Ontology annotation, molecular function: zinc ion transmembrane transporter activity. The record is from RefSeq and is a predicted model, not a curated record. The transcript has 3 exons. Gene Ontology annotation, biological process: zinc ion transmembrane transport.
CGAAGAGUUCUUCGCGGCUUCCUUGUGGGGUCGUCCUGCACCAUCACCGUACAUUCGUUCCGCUCCGCUGACACCAGGAAAAGCUUGAACGGAGUCGAUAUAUCAAGGGCACUACGCUGGUAUAAUCUUGUCCAGCUUUACACCCGUCGGUUCGCUCGUGUGACAUAUUCGGUAGAUUUUGAUCAUGUCUUCCAUCAUGCGUUCUACCCUCUCCGCUGCUGUCCUAUGUCUCGCGGGCUCUGUGUUUGCGCAGACCCCUACUGUCACUGUCACACAAGCUGGCGUGACUACCACAGUAUUCACUACCGGGACUCCCUCAAUCACAGCGGUAUCUGACUGCCAUCCUCAUAGCACUGUCCUCUGGUGCAUGGUCGGCGAAGAAGAAUACCAGGUAUCCGGGCCUACCGCCACUGAAGAAUUCCAAUCGGAAUAUACCGGCUGCCACAACCAUGGCUCAGAGACAUACUGCGUCGAUGAUGCUGGAGAAGAUGUUCUGAUCAUGGUCGAUGCUGCAGAAUCAACAGACAGCUCCUCACACACUGAAGAAGAGUCACCUGUUGAGUCUGAGGCUGAGCCAGCUGGAAGCAAGGGACAUUGCCACGACCACGCCGGUGUCGAGCACUGUGUUGGUGGAAGUGCUGAGGAAGUCAACUGCGAUGCUCCUCAGCGCGAUUACAAUAUCCCUUUACGAGUCGGCCUUCUCUUCGUCAUCCUCUUCACUAGUGGACUUGGUGUUUUCACACCGGUUUUGACUAGGAGGUUCAACCUUAUCGGCGCCAACAACAUCAUCUUCGUUGUCCUUAAGCAAUUCGGAACCGGCAUCGUCAUUUCCACUGCCUUCGUCCACCUUUUCACACACGCCCAACUCAUGUUUGCGAACCAAUGUCUUGGUGUGUUGCAAUACGAAGCCACUACCGCUGCUAUAUUCAUGGCCGGACUGAUGCUGUCGUUCCUGGUGGACUACCUUGGUGCGCGGUUCGUCCAGUGGCGUCAAGGCAAAAUUGCGGCUCCCAAUACCGAGGUCGCAACUGGUGGAGACAAAUCUGGAAGUGCCUCCCCUUCUGCAGAACCCAGCCAUGAUUUUAACCGCAGCCAUGGUCUUCCUCAUGCUCACGGUCCCAUGCGUGAGGCGACCCCUAUGGAAGAGAAGAUCAACGUCAUGAAUCUUGAGGCCGGUAUCAUCUUCCACUCCAUUCUCAUUGGUAUCACGCUGGUCGUAGCGAGCGAUGGUUUCUUCAUCACUCUCUUUAUUGUCAUUCUCUUUCACCAGAUGUUUGAAGGCAUUGCGCUUGGUACCUGCAUUGCGGAGCUGCCCAAGGCCGCAGCUGGUACAGCACAGAAGCUCCUCAUGUGCGGUACUUUUGCGCUCAUCACGCCUAUCGGUAUGGCCAUCGGUAUUGGUACCCUAGACCACUUCAACGGAAACGACCCUAGCACCAUCAUCGCUAUCGGAACGCUCGAUGCGCUUUCUGCAGGCAUCUUGACAUGGGUCGGUCUUGUAGAGAUGUUGGCCAGAGACUGGAUGCACGGAAAGUUGCUCAACGCGGGUGCGGUCAGAACUGUUUGCGCAAUGUUCGCUUUGGUUUGCGGUCUUAUCCUCAUGAGUGUUCUAGGAAAAUGGGCUUAGUUGAGCCGCUCUGGAGGGUUACAAGUCUGUAAGAUGCUGAAGUGGUGAUUUCAUAGUUGUGCAUUGGGAGGAGCGUGUUUGGCUUUUACUUAGACCUGGUUAUAGUUUGGACUGUCACUUAGCUUAUACCCUUCAUGCUGGACUUAUGGUAAAGAGCAUUUAUUCCAAGAUGGAGCUCUUCAUACUUUGCUUG